Molecule: messenger RNA, 1646 nt
Organism: Bursaphelenchus okinawaensis
Lineage: Eukaryota; Metazoa; Nematoda; Chromadorea; Rhabditida; Aphelenchoididae
Source: the annotation of a GenBank genome assembly
AUGUUGCGUCUAUUAGUAGCCUUGGCGGUAGGCUUAUACGCUUCUUCUGAAGCCAAGAUGGUGAAUGUAUGUAGCGAUCUUAAGACGUGUGAAGAAUGCACACAAUCAUACGUACACAUCUUCUCGUUUAGGGAAAAUUGCCGGUGAGUAGCUCAACUUUAGGUUAUGUUAUUGUAAGAUCUUCCUUUUUACCUGAAAUAUAUUCAAUCAAUAAUGUCAAAAGCUAGAUAUUAAAUGACACUUUUAGAUGGUGUUAUCAAACCUCAUCGUGUGGUACUCCAAUUGCUUGUCCAUCAGGUUCAGCGACUGCUCAACGUGAUGUCUUUAAAUGUCCAACAAAGGCUGACAAAGCGAAAGGAAGAAGAUAUACUGACAAGCUUGGCAGAAGUCUGUUCUCUCUCAAUUUGGCCGUAAAAGACAAAGCUAACGUCACCGACUGUUUGAAGACGGUUAGACCCGAUGUUAAGUAAGUAGACAGAAUAUUUUUUCAAAUUUAAAUUACAAAAGAAACGACAUACGUUUGUGUAAUACUACUUAUGGUUAGACUUGGCUUUUGGGGUGGUUUAAAGGACAAAAGCUGAUGAAUAGAUCUUAAAAAUUUUUGAGAGUCAGGCUUACCUACAGCGAAUAUUAGCUAAAAUUCUCUAAAAAAUAUGUUGUACUUUUUAAUUAAAAUACGAUUUAGAGUUCACAAGUACUAUGAAGUAGAAUGUGACCAAGUACAUUCAACUUGUGGUGGUAUGUUGGCUGUGUCAGAAGAAGCCAAAGCUUUGUACGUUGUCUACAGAAGCGGCGCCAUUGAUAAGCAAUUGUUCCAAGUGAGAUUUUAUAGGUUUAUUAAUUGAAAAUUUUAUCACAAACUGUCGUAUUUUAAAGUAAACAAAAAAAUUUGCAAAAUCUGAAUUUUCAGGAAGUUGUUCACGGUGUAGCAGCUCAACUCGGAGCCUGGGAGAAGUUUGUGAACGGAUCCGGAGUGAUGACCUACUUCCACGGAGCCUUCAAGAAGUUGUUCUUGGAGACCGGUGUGAAGGAUGAUUUGAUCAAGCUGAAGGAACAACACAAAGACUACAGAGUUUGGGUCACUGGACAUUCGUUGGGAGGAUCAUUGGCUUCAAUGACAGCUUUGUACUUGGUCAACCAGACCAUCUUCCCUACAGAAAAAGUGAAAUUGGUCACUUUUGGAGAACCACGUACUGGAAACUAUCUGUUCGCCAAAGCCAUCGAGAGAAACUUGAACUUUAGAUACCGUGUGGUGCACAGGAAUGAUGCUGUUAGUUUUUGUAUGAUAGAGUGGAUCUCACCUGAUGAAAAGAUGACGUUUUUGGUCAUUUUCGUAAUCAACCUUGUUUUAAAAAUUAUUUUUAAUAAAUUUGUUUUAGGUAACAAACAUCCCAGCCUCAAUGGACCCAGACAAUCUUCUACUGUCUGUAGCCGCGGCCGAACGUCAGCCCUACUUCUACCGCUUCGCCGUCCAUUAUGACAACGAAAUGGACAGAGAAGACAAGUUCGAUAUGUGUGAGUUGCCAGAAGACCAUCACUGUCGUAACUUGGCUAUGGCUGCUGACAUUAACGAUCACAUGACAUACUUUAAUGUAAAAGCUGACGACUUCAUCAAGGCUGGUUGUCCACGAAGCAUGAUAUUGUAG